This is a messenger RNA of Anopheles cruzii, 887 nucleotides long. RefSeq lists its product as uncharacterized. The record is from RefSeq and is a predicted model, not a curated record. The transcript is spliced from 3 exons. The annotation marks the transcript as partial. Lineage: Eukaryota; Metazoa; Arthropoda; Insecta; Diptera; Culicidae.
AAAUUGCUGGUGGCUAUUGCCUUCAUCCUAGUGGGAUGUAGCAGCAAAGCCGAAAUCACAACGGUCCUCGGACCAAAUGGCUACGACUACACGCCACCGAAAGUACCGUUCCCACCUCCACCACCUAGCUGCCCGGGAGGAGGUGUUCCUCCACAUUGCUGCACGAACGGUGGAUCAGGACCGUCUUGUUACCUUCCUCCCCCCCCAACUCCGCCACCAACGAGACCACCGCCGCCGCCACCAACGCGUCCCCCAAGCUGUCCAGCAGGAGGAGUUCCUCCGUACUGCUGCACCAACGGUGGAUCGGGACCGACUUGUUACCUACCUCCUCCACCAACUCCGCCUCCAACAAGACCACCGCCGCCACCACCAACGCGUCCCCCAAGCUGUCCAGCAGGUGGAGUUCCUCCGUACUGCUGCACCAACGGUGGAUCGGGACCGAACUGCGUUGUUGCAACGAGGCCACCAGUGACUCCAGCUCCAACCAGACCUCCGUUUGGAUGUCCCAAUGGAGGAGUUCCACCAAACUGCUGCACCAACGGUGGAUCCAGUCCAAACUGCUACCUACCUCCACCAACUCGCCCACCCGGUUGUCCAGCCGGUGGAGUUCCACCGUACUGCUGUACCAAUGGAGGAUCUGGGCCUAACUGUUACGUUCCGCCACCUCCUACACGGCCACCGCCACCACCACCGCCACCAAGGACGCCUCCCCCUACUCGGCCGCCGCCACCACCGCCAACUCGGCCACCGUCCUGCCCCGCAGGAGGAGUCCCUCCGUACUGUUGUACCAAUGGAGGAUCCGGGCCUAACUGUUACGUUCCGCCACCUCCUACACGGCCACCGCCACCACCACCGCCACCAAGUUGUCCCGGUGGAGGAGUCCCUCC